This is a messenger RNA of Colletes gigas, 2201 nucleotides long. Its product is annotated as sodium channel protein Nach-like. The record is from RefSeq and is a predicted model, not a curated record. Gene Ontology annotation, biological process: sodium ion transmembrane transport. Gene Ontology annotation, cellular component: membrane. NCBI's taxonomy places the organism in Eukaryota, Metazoa, Arthropoda, Insecta, Hymenoptera, Colletidae. Gene Ontology annotation, molecular function: ligand-gated sodium channel activity.
AGUGAAUAAUUUAUGCGAAAAGUUGACACGCGACGCCGUCAUAAAACGCAGCAUUCUGCGUAGAAGAAAUCAGUAUGCUCGCUAAAGCUAAUUUCGAACGAUCGUUCGGGAACAUCGACAGACUUCUUAAGAGUAAUCCGGAGGAUCAACAAUGUCGAAAAGAUUCGUCGAUCAGCACCAGCAAUUUCUCUAUUUCAACGACUCCUUUAACGUUCCGAAACAGUCGGUGGACAGAGUUAACGUUGUCAACGUGAAACCCACCGAUCCAACAAGUAUCUCGAAGAACGCCAAAGCUGUUCCGACGCCUCGAGAAGUUUUAAACGAUUUUUUGGGGAGCACUUCCGUGCACGGUUUGCAAUACUUCGGAAACAUGGGCAUAAAGGUCGGAGUUUGCGGGAAAAUUUUGUGGACCUGCACCAUGAUCACCGGAUUCAUCUGUACGAUACCACUUUUGCAUAUAACGUUCCGUGAUCGACGGGUAAAUGAAGAAGCCAGUUGUUUUGUUUCAGGUCUGGGUCUAAUGGUGUUACAAUUCUUACGACGUUACAACGAUGAUCCGACCGAAACUCACAUAAAAUCGUUUUACAAUCCGAUAUUCGAAGCGCCGUUCCCGGCAGUCACGAUCUGCCCGUUUUCGCCGAUUCCUUUGCAGAGGCGUUUGGAAAUUUUGGACGGGGUCAUUCUGCCCAAUAACGUAACCAGAGAGCUGGCGAUGAGCUUUCUAAAAUACGGUCCAUUCUUAACGAUGCCCUACCCUAUAAAUACGUACGAAGGCAUGGACAAGUUAAAGGAGUUCUUGGAGGCGAACGAGUGGAGCGUGUUGGAUUUUUUGAAAAUCUUAAAGCCCUGCGAGGAUAUCGUGGAAUCGUGCUGGUGGAGCAGCGAACGCAUCGAUUGCAAAGAAUCCCUCGUGGUGUCGUACAGUUCCUACGGACUCUGCUGCUCGUUUAAUUAUCUCCUCGAAAAAUACGUGGGACGCGAAAAAGGACAGCCCGCGCCGAAACCACUCGUCGCUGCCGAUUUCGGUCGAAGGAGUGGCCUGAAACUCUUCAUAAAGCAGCAGGUUCUGGUCGACGCAGACGACGGUGAAAACAAAUUUGAUAAAAUGAUCACAAACAGCGAUGGCGCGAUGGUGAUCGUUCAUCACAGCAUGGAUUUCCCAGGGCUCAACAGCAACGCAUACAUUAUACAGAAGAGCAUCGAUAUGGAGAUCGGUAUAGCGCCGGAACUGACCGAGAACCCGGAAGGGCUGUAUCAUCGUAACAAGAAAAACGAAAUCGUUCCCGUGUGCAUUUCGGAUAGCAAAAACAGCCUGGAAUACUUUCCCUCCUAUCGAUAUUUGAAUUGCUACGCGAACUGCAGGAUCAAAAUGAUGAUCCAGAUCUGCGGAUGCCUGCCAUACAUUUUCAGCAACAUAGCCACGCACUAUCGCAUCAACCAUUGCGGGUUAGACGGCUUGAUUUGCGUGCAGAAGAACUCGGAAAAGUUAAGUAUCGUCAAAGACGUUAAAACGGCGAACGUAAGCUGCAAGUGCGGCACACCGUGCAAGGAGCUGUUUUACAGAGGCUUUCCAAACUCGAUGACUCUGAUGCAAACCAACGCCUCGUCCAACUACAGACACUUAUCGACCAACGACGCCGUUUUAAGAGUUUUCAUGAAGUCGCAAGUCUUUCAGAUCACGGAGACAGUUCCAGCAGCGGACGCAGUAUAUCUCCUGGCGUCGAUCGGCGGAAUUUUCAGCCUGUUCCUUGGCUGCAGUUUCCUAAGCGUCGCGGAGAUCUUUUACUUCGGCGGUUUGCUGUGCCGUUCGAUUUUCCUGCGCCGGGGCACUGAAUCUCCUUCGAAAAGGAAGCGGAUUGCCUUCGAUAGUCAUGAAAACGAUGUUGUUACAAAUUGCGUUUUGGCUACUGAUCGGUUUGCUCUUGUCGUGGCUACUUGUAAAUUAUGUCAGCAAAGUCGUUGGCGCCUUGUGGGAAGUUUUCAUGCCGAUAAUCGAUACCAAACCGAUCAAUCUGCGGUCGAAGUUCGGCGAAUGGGCAGUCGUGACGGGAUCCACCGACGGUAUCGGUAAAGCUUACGCGAAAGAGCUAGCCGCCAGGAACUUGAAUCUGGUGCUGAUCAGCCGAACCUUGGAAAAGUUAGAGAAAACCAGAGAAGAGAUUUUGCAAGAUAAUCCGGGGAUCGAGGUAAAGAUCAUCGUG